CUUGCGCUGUGAACUAGGUAUAGGACGACUGUUGUCAAGGUAGAGCUUAUAUCAUUUUACAUAUCUCACAGAGGAAGGGAAGCUUCACUGGCUGCAUGUGGAGAAGAUGGAGAUCCUUCCUGUUAUACUUGUCCUUAUGCUUCCAGCGGAACAUAUGUUUCAUGCGGAUGCAAGUGUGACCGUGCAUACACCAGACCAGCAGAGUUACCUGCCCCUGGGGCCACUAGGUGUCACUGUGCAGGAGCGAACUUCUAUCCGGUUCAACCUGACCGCCUCCAACGAUGCCCACGUUGCUCUGUAUACUCCGAUCAAUGGAACUGUUCCCAUGGAUAUAUACGAAAUUGUGAUUGGUGGUUGGUCAAACACCAAGUCCGUUGUGAGGACACGUCAACAAGGGCGGGCUAAAGUUUCGGAAACCCACAGUGCCCUGGCCUCUUCUACAGCCAAACCCUUCUGGAUGAGUUGGUCACUAGGGGUCAUAAAGGUCGGAAGUGGAACCCAGGUUGGCGUGAGCACCUUCAUGCAGUAUGCAGAUAGCAGAUACAACGUGACAGCUAUUGCUGUGAUGACGGCGUGGGGAUCGACAGGAGACUGGGUGUUUGAGGAGGGAAUUAUCAGUUCUAGUCUGUUGCCUUCGUCAACCAAUCUGAUGAUGGGCACCUCGCUGGAUACCAGUUACCUGGAAGAUACAAUGUCAAGUGACUACACAAUAUAUACGUCUCCGAUGACAAUUUUUUCAACAACUGAAAUCAAUUUUACUUCAGCACCUCAAGCAUCAUCUACGUUAAUCCAAAUAUUUACUAACACUGAUACACACUCAACGUUCCUCACAGUUACCUCCCUUUCGUCAUCAGCAUUUAGAGUGCCCUCCCUUGUUUCAACUACUAAUGGAAUUACCUCCACUAUAUCAUCAACAGCGAUGGCAGAUAUCCACAGUGCCUCAUCACUUCACGGAGUAACGUCCCUUGGUUCAACAUACAUGGAUGAAAUUACCUCCCUUAUUUCACCGAUAGAAGUUAUCUCCCCUUUGUCAUCGCUACACGAAGUUUCAACAUACAUGACAGACAUUACCGCCCAUUUAUCAGUAUCAGUUGGAGUGACUCGUAUUCCGGAGGAGACCGCAUCCUCUGCGACCACCUCCUCUACGACCACGUUUUCUAGCAGCAGCAACCGCUGUAGGUGCAAUUGUAGAAUGGCGUUGAGUCCUACAUCCGGGGAAUUCAAAGAAUUAGUAAACGCAAUGGCCAAAAAGCUAUCUGUUCCCAAACAUAACUUAUCCUCUUCGUUAAGGAAACGGAAGUCAGUCACGGAUGAACGGCCCUCGUCUGUGGGUAUCGGGUCUGGUGCAGUCUUCCUGGUGGUGCUUCCAUUUGCAAUUGUGGUUUUGUCAGACGCUCAAACUUUGUUGUGUUUCUUAAUGAACCAGAGAAAGCGUUAACAUGUGCUGUUGAACUUUAUGUACGUUUUGAAAUAUUGUUAUCAUUAUUAUUGAAUAAUGACUCCUACGGAUAAAAUGUUAUUACAUUUCGAGAUGAAAGAAGUGUACUCAAGUAUUGAAGUAAUGCUGCAAGUCAUCUAUACCUGUACUUAUAAGCUGUGGCUGUGUGUGUUUGUGCGUGUGUUUGUGCGAGUGUGUGU
Molecule: messenger RNA, 1638 nt
Organism: Haliotis rubra (blacklip abalone)
Lineage: Eukaryota; Metazoa; Mollusca; Gastropoda; Lepetellida; Haliotidae
Product: A-agglutinin anchorage subunit-like
Exons: 3
Coding region: 107-1438 (443 amino acids)
Source: RefSeq, a predicted model, not a curated record